This is a messenger RNA of Cavia porcellus (domestic guinea pig), 2498 nucleotides long. RefSeq names its product betacellulin (gene Btc). The record is from RefSeq and is a predicted model, not a curated record. The coding region runs from base 72 to 647 and encodes 191 amino acids. Gene Ontology annotation, biological process: positive regulation of cell population proliferation; epidermal growth factor receptor signaling pathway; positive regulation of mitotic nuclear division. NCBI's taxonomy places the organism in Eukaryota, Metazoa, Chordata, Mammalia, Rodentia, Caviidae. The transcript has 6 exons. Gene Ontology annotation, molecular function: growth factor activity; epidermal growth factor receptor binding.
CGAGUGCUACCGCCUUCUCUUCCAGCUCCAGGCGGCCAAGCGCUGCCGGGCGGGAGCGGGACGGAACGGGAAUGGGGACAGGAAACCGGACGGGGACGGUGACGGACCGGCCCACCCCGCGCUGCAGAGCCGAGACCACGCUGCCGCCACCGCUGCUGCUGCUCCUGGGCCUGGGUCUAUUGCUCCUUCACUGUGUGCUGGCAGAUGGGAAUUCAACCAGGAGCCCUGCAACUCAUGACCUUCUCUGUGGAGGGCCUGCAGAAAACUGCUCAGCCACCACCACCCAGCCGAAGCGGAAAGGCCACUUCUCCCGCUGCCCCAAGCAGUACAAGCACUACUGCAUCAAGGGCAGAUGCCGCUUCGUGGUGGCCGAGCAGACGCCCUCCUGUGUUUGUGAUGAAGGCUACACCGGGGCCCGGUGUGAGAGAGUCGACUUGUUCUACCUAAGAGGAGGCAGAGGACAGAUUUUGGUGAUUUGUUUAAUAGCGGUGAUGGUCUUUUUUAUCAUUCUGGUCAUCAGUGUCUGCACAUGCUGUCAUCCUCUUCGGAAACAUCGUAAAAAAAGGAAGAAAGAAGAAGAAAGGGAAGCGUUGGGUAAAGAUGUGACUCCUAUAAGUGAAGACAUUGAAGAGACUAACAUUGCUUAACGGCUGCAAAGGCUAAUCCUGGCUGGCCCAGUCCACACACUGCCUUGCUCCUUUGGAAACGGACAGAUCUAGUCUCAGGAAAACAAUUCAUAGAAAUGAAUUUUAAAUAUCGUGUUUACUUUUUUAAAACUUUACUUUGUGUCAUUUAUUGCCAUUUUAAAAAUAAUAAUAAUAUAAUAAUUUAAUUAUAGUCCAGCACUUGGAAAAAACACCUGGUGAGGGGGCAACAAAAAGAAGGGACAUUUUAGUAAUUUUCCACUGAAGUUUAUCACCAGGAUUAUUAGUCAAGUAAAAAAAAAAACUAGUAAGAUGGAGUUUAGAGCUUAGGAAAUUAAUUAGCAUUAAAGCUACCAUCUUCAUGAACUGUGUGCUAUGAGUUUGAAAUACUUCGUUUCAUUUGGUCCUCCCAGCAAUCUGUGAGGAAGACACUACGAUUCUCAUUCCCCGGGUAGGGGAAGAGCCCCCCAAGAUCCAAUGUCCAGCCUAGCUCUAUAGAGUCAGGAGUUGUAGGGGUCAGAAUUAAAAUUAAGCCUUACCUGGAUUUGAAGUUGGUGUUCUUAGCUAGGCCCUGUUCAUUUGAGUUGCGUCACCUAAGUCAACAGUUUAGGGCAGGAUUUCCUGCUCCCUCCUGUGACCUUGACUGUCAAGGCCACCUCCCUGCUAUGACACAGGGUGCAGAGUCCCGGCCAGGAUGGCUGUGACCAUUGUGUCUUUCACAGAAUUGACUUUUCUUGUCUAUGAAGCCUCAGUGACAUGAAUGAAUCUGUACAUUAUCAAAACCUGAAGUGUUCCCUAGCUAGAGGAGUGAAGACAGCUGGGAAAGCAAAUGCUUGGUAUCCUUUGAAUCCUGCGGAAGUACUGAUGCUCAGCAGAGUACAGUGACAGCCCCAGAAGAGGCUGUGCUUGUCAGGGAUGGCGCCCCAGCCUCAGACACACCUUGGCUGUGGCCUACCCUCACUUCCAGUUCUUUUUCACAACAGCGAAGAUGUUGGUCUCAGAAGGGGUUGGGUGCAGUCCUUUGUGACUACAGCAUUUGUUAUUUGAUCAGCUCUGUCAGAUGCUCCCUCAGUCUUGUGUCCUGCUUAGGAAACACUAUGUUAGCCCCGAGAAGGUGAAAUCUAGGUUGAACCAGUAUUCCAUAGGAUACUCAGCUCUCUGCAUUGAUUAGGUGAGUCACAGGAAACAGUGAACUAUGUACACAAAUUGCUGCAGUAUGUGCCCGUCAACCGAGCACCAUCUCCACAGAACCCUUGUAGGCUUCACUCUGUAACAUGAGUUCCAAAGCCAGCACUCAGCAGGACAUUGACACUGAGCCCAGUGGAGAAGCUCCUGGACCCAUGUGCAGUGUUGGUGGAGAGAAACAUACGGCUACCAGUCAGGGCACACUCACACACCGGUGACAUUUGACGUGGAUUAUUUUUCCUGCUGACUUAAUGACAUCUGGAAGCAGGACUGUACUCACCUGAUUAGUGUGGAAUAUGUCUUGUUUCUAAAGUUUCCUAUGGACUCCUUUCGUCCUCUUUCCUUCUUGGUCUUCUUUGGUACUGAAAAGGCUUAAGAAAAAUGCUCCUUAGAGCACUUGGAAAGACAAAGCAAUCCAGGAAUGUUUCUCUGCUGGACUGAGGUUGGCUGACCAAGGAACUCUCUCAGGUCAAUUCAGGCUUGGGAGGAUUGCUUUGAUUCUACAACUUUAAUGAUGGCCUUAGAAAUUCUGAUAUCCACCAAAAAUUUUAAAGACUUUUGUAUCUUUUGAAAAUGUGUCUGGUAAUUCGUUUGCAUAUAUUAAAUGACUGCUUAUGUAAACUAUCACUAUUAUGUUAUAAAAUAAAUUUAUUUUUAAAACAAAACAAA